CUUCAUCGGAGCUAUUCAAACCUGCAGUUGGAGUUGCAUCUGCAUCGUAUCAAGAUACGAAAACACAUUGGAUUGGUAAUCAAGUCGAUAUAACUUCGAAGGAAUUUCUCUACACUUACGUUAAGCAAUUCCUUCCAACCUGCACGUCUUUCCAGACUAAGUCGGUGCUCACCAUGUCGUACACCGAGGAGCAAAUUGAUCGAUACCUCCACCACACCAACUACCCGCGGGAGAAACAUGCAUCGGAUCGGCUGCAGCUCUUGAAGGAACUCCAGGCUCAUCAACUUGCCCGAGUUCCCUUCGAGAGUUUGACCCUGCACUACUCAAAGCACCGCCUGAUUUCCAUUGAUCUUGAGGAUCUCUUCGACAAGGUUGUAGUCCAGGGUAAAGGCGGUUAUUGCAUGGAGCUGAACGCCUUAUUCGGUGCUAUCCUCAAGGGACUCGACUUUAGUCUCGUCAGCGUUGGUGCAAAGAUCAAGGGAGAUGAGAGGUUCGGCGGAUGGUCCCAUAUGCUCAACAUCGUCACGAUCGAAGCUCAGCGCUACCUAGUCGACAUCGGCCACGAGUUCACCACCAUCGCUCCCCUGCGAGGCAAGCUCGUCUACCAAAAGCUAGACCAAAACACGGAUUCGAGCCAGCGCAUGUGGGUGUACUCUUCAACCGACACCGCCGAUGGCCCCUUCCGAGAGCGUAACUGCUUCAUAGAGCAAGAAUUUUUCCCUGAGGACUUUGAAGUCAUGAACUAUGCCGUCAUGAUGAGACCAACCAGCUACUUUGUCAAGACGGUCUUGUGCAUGCGGACGAUUCUAAAUACUGAGACGAGAGAGGCCGAAGGCACUAUUGUGCUGCACAAGGAUGAGGUGAAGCGCAAGAUUGGCGACAAGGUUGAGGUUUUGGAGACGUUGAAUAGCGAGGCUGAGCGCGUGCGGGCUAUCGAGAAGUACUUUUACAUCUCACUUACACCCGCGGAACAGAAGGCUAUCAAGGGUAUGCCUCAGGAGUCGUUGGAGAAGAAGUAGCAGAGGGACAUUGUGACAUUUACUGUUGGAUCUCUGUGGAGGCAAUACUACUGUAUUGGAUCUGAUGAUGAUGAUGAUAGG
Colletotrichum phormii is the source of this 1100-nucleotide messenger RNA. Its product is annotated as N-acetyltransferase. The transcript has 3 exons. The record is from RefSeq and is a predicted model, not a curated record. NCBI's taxonomy places the organism in Eukaryota, Fungi, Ascomycota, Sordariomycetes, Glomerellales, Glomerellaceae. The coding region runs from base 174 to 1019 and encodes 281 amino acids. Gene Ontology annotation, molecular function: acetyltransferase activity.